Molecule: messenger RNA, 6684 nt
Organism: Oncorhynchus mykiss (rainbow trout)
Lineage: Eukaryota; Metazoa; Chordata; Actinopteri; Salmoniformes; Salmonidae
Source: RefSeq, a predicted model, not a curated record
UUUUACAGCAUCCACUGAUUUAUGUAUUUUGGACGGUUAUCUUGAUAAACCAAUAAUAAUGAAAUGUGCACCCGUUAUUCGCUCAAUAGUGGAAUAUACAAAUCGAUAUUCUUCCUAAAGCUGACUGCUAACCGAAUAUAGGAGCCUUUUUAUAUAACCUGUGACUUUCUUAAAUUAGCAAAUAAAUAACAAAGCCUUUUCGCCUCGGGUUGGUGCUGUAACCCGCCAUCCACGCCCAUACUGUACAACGUUGUAUUAGGCAGGAUACCAUUAGGCACUGUGGUGAGUGCGGUUCGAAGAAAGUGGAGAACUGAGAAAGAAAGAGGGAGCGAUUGGGAUGCUACAAUAACAGACAGUAAUACAACGAGAGGACACGACACAGCGUGUUUGUUGGGCUACACGGAGAGAGAAGAGAGGAGAAAAUAGCCGAACGGAGAGAGAAGAGAGCGAGUGGCGGUCUGGGUUUGGCAACCGGCUUGUUCUUAGUUCCCUCGAGCCAGCUGCAGCAGGCAGCACCGUGCAAAAUGCGCUAUUUACGGUUCUUCAUUCCUGCGUUCGGUUCGACAAUGGACUCGUUCUGCAACUGAGCCUGCCAACCUUGCAGCACACCGCGGACGGUAACCUACCCAUUUGAGGGAACGCUUACUGCAACAUGCAGUAAAAAGAACACACUGAGAUGUUUUUUCACAAGAUACAGUGAAGGGGGAUCCCCACCGCCGUUAUUCUCUUUCUACAUACCGGUUUUGGAUUAGAAAUCCGGGAUUAUAAGAAGUUCGGUCGGGAUGGGGAAGGAACAAGAACUACUAGAAGCGGCCCGGACCGGGAAUGUGGUCCUGGUGGAGAAAUUACUGAGUGGGAAAAGGGGAAUCCUGGGGACAGCCUCGGGCUCCAUACCUCUGCCAAACCUACUGAGCAUGUGGAGAGGCUUGAAUGUGAACUGUGCAGACAGUUCAGGGUACACACCCCUCCACCACGCAUCACUGAACGGACACAGGGACGUGGUGUUGAAGUUGCUCCAGUUUGAAGCCUCCACCAAUGUGGCUGACAGUAAGGGCUGCUUCCCCUUGCACCUGGCCGCCUGGCGUGGAGACGUAGACAUCGUCCGUAUCCUCGUCCACCACGGGCCCUCACACUGCCGCGUCAACCAGCAGAACCAUGAGAGGGAGACGGCGCUGCACUGUGCGGCCCAGUACGGCCACUCUGAGGUGGUGUCUAUUCUACUGCAGGAGCUGACAGACCCCACCAUGAGGAACAGCCGCGACGAGACGCCCCUGGACCUGGCUGCACUCUACGGACGACUUCAGGUGGUCUGUAUGUUGGUGACCGCCCACCCCAACCUGAUGAGCAGCCACGGGACAAGGCGCCACACGCCCCUGCACCUGGCCGCCCGCAACGGGCACCACUCAGCCGUGCACACCCUGCUGGAGGCCGGCAUGGACGUCAACUCCCAGACGGAGAAUGGCAGUGCUCUCCACGAGGCAGCUCUUUAUGGGAAGAUGGAUGUGGUUCGUCUGCUGCUAGACUCAGGUAUUGAUGCCAACAUCACAGACUGCCAGGGAAGGACAGCUCUGGAGAUCCUCAGAGAACACCCCGCACAGAAGUCCCAGCAAAUCACUGCACUCAUGCAAGAAUAUAUGAUGGAGGAGAUGAUGGACAAUAAGAGUGUGUUGAUGGAGGAACCUAUUCGCCAGGGUCCUGUCCCCACACCUCGCACUUCUAUCCCCUCUCCCUCCCCCUCCCCCUCCCUCAGGCACAAAAAUGAUGCUGUGACAGGGGAGCUCUCCAAGCUGCUAAAUGAGAUGAAGAUGUGUCGGGACAGAGACUACUCCUUUGAGGAGCUCUGCCAGACCAUCUCAUCCCACUCUCAUUCCAUGGAGAGCUUUGGCAGCGGUCACCUAUCAGACGAGGAGCGACGCAGUAACGGCACCCUUAGCAGAGUCAGAAAGCGGCCCACUCCCCCACUUCCCCCGGCCCAGGAGGAAGAGGAGGGGGAGAAGAGCUGUGGCCCCGCUGGGUUCUGGGAGGCCCUCACACCCUGCAACGGUUGUCACAACCUGGGCUUCUCCAGCCUGUCACAGGACUCGAAGCGCUCGGCGGAGAUCGUACCAUCGCCCUCCCUUGACGUGUUCUUACCGGAGGAUGAGGACAAUCCGUAUGAGUCCGUCACCACCGCCGUGACCCGCAAGCCCUGCUCGCUGGACAUCGGCCUCUUCAACGCCUGCCCCCUCAACGGCCACUCUCCCCAGGUGACGGUGACUGAGCCGGAGCUGUGUAACCAUAGGAACAGCUCCUCACCGACGGGGCCUACUCCAGACUGCUCUCCCCCCUCCCCAGACACUGCCCUGAAGAGCAUUGACAGAGUCAUCCGCCCACAGCCCAAACAGCGGACCUCCCUCUCCUCCUCCCUGGAUGUCCAGAACCAGAGGCCAGUCAACCACAGCUGUGAUCCCUCCGAGGUGAGCUCGUCCCUGGGCUACGCCAGCUUCAGCACCAGCCCCCCUGCCAGCCCGCCAGUCAGCCCCAACCAGGACUCACCUGGCUCCAACGACGACUGCCCCCCCACAGACGACGGGCCGUACCAGCAGAACCCUCCCCUCGCCUCUUCCAAUACACUCCUACUACCAGAAGACCGACGACAGAGCCUCGUCCCUGUAGAGUUCGCCGGCCUCCUCCACGGCUCCUCGCCGGCCUGCGAGACGCCCGACACACCCUACCACCUCUACACCUCCAACACCAAUCCCAAAGCCCGAAAACACACCCCCUCGGACCCCCACACCAGCCCGGUAACCACGGUCGGUAACCAGGGCAACCUCACUUCUGAAACCCAGCCCUUUGAAUUAGGAAUUGGACUUCCACCGCCCCUCAUUAUCCCUCACACAGGAAACGAGGCGUUGGCUCUGAAGACCCCCAAAGAUCCCCUCAAAGACGACAGACCCCCCAAACCUCAGGUAGUCUAUCGCACCAUUUUCCACACCCGGGUUAACCAGAACCCCCAGAGGGCCUCGCCCUCCUCCUCCUCGCCGUAUGGUUGGAACGGGGAGGCGGUGGUGGUGAGGGGGUGUGUGUCGGGAGCUGGUGGACCCAGGGAGGGGACACCGGCGUCUGGAUACGAGGACAGGGCCUUUACCCUGGGCAGGAUGAAAUCCAUACCUCGCAGUGUGCUGGACCUAAAGCUCUCCAAGUCACUGUCCAAGUCUGACUCCAACCUGGUGGCUGUGUCACCCAUACAGGAGGAGUACCACUGGGGGUCGGGGGCCAGGGGCCAGGGGCCGAGAGGAAGCCCAGGGGACACCGAAAGUCCUGGGGGCCAGCUUGAGAGAACACCCUCCUUCACUGCUGAAUGGGAGGAGAUUGAUAAGAUAAUGAGCUCCAUUGGGGCUGGCAUCAGCACUGGCACGGGCUCAGAAGGGAUCAAGGAGAAUAAUGCAGGUCCCCGGUGCCCCAUGCAGUCUGUGGGCCAAUGGCUGGACAGCAUUGGACUGGUCCAAUACGAGAACCACCUACUGGCUAACGGCUUCGACAACGUGCAGUUUAUGGGCAGUAACGUGGUGGAGGACCAGGACCUGCUGGAGAUCGGGAUCCUCAACUCAGCCCACAGACAGAGGCUGCUACAGGCCAUACGCCUACUGCCCAGGGUGCGUCCUAUUGGCUAUGACGGUAACAACCCCACGUCAGUGGCUGAGUGGCUGGAGUCUCUGGAGCUGGGAGACUACACUAAGUCCUUCCUCAUCAACGGAUACACCUCCAUGGAACUGGUCAAGAAGAUCUGGGAGUUAGAACUCAUCAAUGUGUUGAAGGUCAGUCUGAUAGGACACAGGAAGAGAAUUCUGGCCUCGCUGGGAGACAGGCUUCACCAAGACCCUCCACAGAAACCUCCACGGGCCAUCUCCCUACGGGAGCCCGGUGGCUGCAACACCCCUCCCCAGAUCCUUCCGGGCCAGGCUGCGUACACCACGACGGGUGUCCCAGGGGGCUCGUUGGACGUGCAGCACCUCAUCAUGCAGGCGGACGCACGGCGCCGCCAGCGCUCCAACGACAACUACUUAGAGGAGAUGCCUCGCUCCAAACUGGAGCGGCAGAUGGCCCAAGUCAGCAUGUCUCAUGAUGUUGGAGAAAGACCUUCUGCAAGAAAUGAUACUCAAGGCGAAUGGUGCGAGCCAAUCACGUUGCGUCCUCCCAACGAGGCCACCUCGUCCACUCCAGUGCAGUACUGGCAGCACCACCCUGAGAAACUCAUCUUCCAGUCGUGUGACUAUGAAGCUUACUACCUGGGCUCCAUGCUGGUGAAAGAGCUGAGAGGAACAGAGUCAACACAAGACGCCUGCUCCAAGAUGAGGAAGUCUACAGAACAGAUGAAGAAAGUCCCGACCAUUGUUCUGUCCGUCUCCUACAAGGGAGUCAAGUUCAUCGACGCUACAAACAAGAACAUCAUAGCUGAGCAUGAGAUCCGUAACAUCUCAUGUGCGGCCCAGGAUCCUGAGGAUCUGUCCACGUUUGCCUACAUCACCAAAGACCUCAAGUCCAGCCACCACUACUGCCAUGUCUUCACUGCCUUCGACGUGAACCUGGCGUAUGAGAUCAUCCUGACCCUGGGCCAGGCCUUUGAAGUAGCCUACCAGCUGGCCCUGCAGGCCAGGAAGAGUGGGCAUGGCUCCUCCACGCUGCCAGAGAGCUUCGACAUCAAGCCCAACAAGCCCGUCCCCAAGCCCCGCGUCAACAUCCGCAAGUCUAUGGAGCAGCCGUCGAUGGAGCAGAAGGGUCAUGCCAACGUGCCGUGGAUAGUGGAACCAGGGCAGGAGGCCAAGAGAGGAGCGAACACCAAAGCAAAGCCAAUUCUCCUGCACUAGGUUUUCGUGCUGAUGUUUUGGGGGAUUUUGUUGUCCAGUACUGGCAACCCAGAGGAAAGUGGAGGGACAUUUGUUUAUCAGUUCCAUCUAGUUGGAGAGGAUAAUGGACUGCUGAGAGAUGAUGUAGCAAAUGUUACUUUAAAAAGAAACAACAGACUCCUGUUUUUAUCAUAAUCAGUCUUUGAUUUUUACAGCAGAUUAUUUUUUUCAGACAUUUUGAGUGGCAAAGCGUUGUUUGUUUAUUUGAGACUAAUUGACCUUUGACACAGGGAGGAAUUGUUUUUAAACCACACGCUAAACCUGUGUCCAGAUUGAAUUUGUUUAAAAUAGGUUAUUAUUAGAUUCAUCAUUUUCUUUCUAUACUUGUUUUGUUGGGAAAUGCUGAAAAGGUUUAGGUUGUGGCUUGUGAGGCACAUGGAGUCCAUUUUGGACUGACUGGUGACGAGGGAGGGGCGGGGCCGGUGGAUAGGAGGCGGGGUUUGGGGACUCUCUGGAUAAGUGGUGUGAUCUCAUUCGCAGGGCAAUGCCGGACGCCCAUGUCUAUUACUGUGGAAUGCAAAGAAUGUAGCCAGCCUUAAACAUGGACCCUCACACACAAUGCAAAAAGGACUACAAAUGUGGACCCUUCUGUCUGUGUCAAAGGACUACUAACAUGGACACUCUCUAACGAACUUGGUGUUUAAGGUUGAUUACAAAACGAGGACAUCUUCCCACAAACAUUGGACUCAUGGCCUAACUGUGUACACACACACACACAGUUAAGGGACUGCUUAGUAACAGUCAGAUAUGUGAAUGUAGACUUUCAUUGAAGCAGCCACAACUACAACUCUAGCCCCUGUUCUGCAUUCAAUUGGACCUUGACCUUUAAACUCUAUACCACGGUCACCCAAGGUCUGGACUGUAACGGACAACUGUGUGUAUUUGAAUGGGGACGAGGUAAAGGACUUCUGAUUGGCUCUUUUCCUCUUGUUUAAGUUUUGUUUCACGGUCAAUACUACAAUUACAUGGAUAGAAUUGGCCGUGCCGGACCACCAUGCAACAGGUGAGCCGUGUGCCGGACCACCAUGCAACAGGUGAGCUCUGUGCCAAGUGGCAUCACAAAGGAUGGCUCCGCCUACCUGAGCAAAACACCAUCCAUCCCAAUUAAAGAAAUAUUCAUAUUAAUGCCGGAUGUUUUAAAUGUUUCAUAUGAGAGUAUUAUCUUACCUUAUGAUUAUUCUUGUGCAAUUCUUGUCUUAAUGUUACAUUAUUUUUAUAUGAUAUGCUGAAAUGAAAAAAAUCCAGGCUUGAGAAUGAUUGCCAUUCUUUAAAAAAAAUAGCAUAAUAGUUCUAUACUGAGAGUGAAUGUUUCAGAUGGCUCCUCUCCUUAUAAUUAAUAAUAAUAGCUAUUAUUAUUAUUGGUGUGUCCGGUCAACACACCAAUCUGUUUCUCAUGGGGCUAGACUCAUAACUCCAAGCAGAUGUAAUAUUUUACCACAGUAUUUCUGUAUUCUUUGGAUGAAUACAUAGUCCUCUCUAAAUGUACAUAGAUAUUUUGCCAGCUCAUUGUUCAUACAUGUAAUGUAGUAAAACAUUUACAAAAAUAAAGGAAUCAAAUAUUUGCCGCACAUCGCACUGGAGACAAGGUACCAAAAUGGAAAGGUCAGAGUUGAAAAUAAAGUCUAUGGUUCUAGAGAUUGUAUUGGGGAGGGCUGGGACAGGGUGAUGACAUCACUGCUGACUAACUCAUGUACGUAUGCUUGGGCUUCCAGCACACAGAUUUUGUACGUUUUGGUCAUUAUUUAUAUCCUUGUAAAUCACAUGGAAUAAACACAACUUGUACAACCAUUAAUCACCA